Molecule: messenger RNA, 1095 nt
Organism: Aspergillus fijiensis CBS 313.89
Lineage: Eukaryota; Fungi; Ascomycota; Eurotiomycetes; Eurotiales; Aspergillaceae
Exons: 2
Coding region: 120-989 (289 amino acids)
Source: RefSeq, a predicted model, not a curated record
AUAAGUUUCGCCAAACCCCCUUUCCUUGACCUCCUCUCAGCAUUUCGUCCCCGAGUUUUGACAAAGUCUAGAUCCAACAUAUUCCAUUGCUGCAGGAGUAGGAACCGAAACGGCCCACCAUGCAGCUGAAACCCUGGACCGCCUUUCUCGGCGUCACGGCUAUAGCCAUCCAAGGCACCGCAGCCACGGAAGACAAUGCGCAGAACGGUACGAUCAUCACCGUCCUCGGGCCAACGAAGCUCCAAGAGCCCGUGGGAGAAUCCUUCCUCGCCUGCCUGAACUACACCAGCACCGAUGAGAGUGGCACCCCAUACAUGCUCUACAUAGACCAGGGAGCAACGGUAGUGCACCCCUCCAGCAACCGGACCAUCGACUUCGAGGGUCCCGACGAGCCGCUGCUCGGAUGCAUGCAGCACUUCGCGAGCAACAUGUCCCUGGUGGCGGAGGAUUGGACCGUGGUGCACGAGUACGACACGGGCAGCAUUCCCGCGGCCCGGGCCAAUGUCUCCUGGCUGGUCGAGCAGGGCGCGCAGGGUCUGCACCCCGUGGGUACGAAGCUCGCCGGCAUCUCGUCGCUUCCAUCAUCCGAUGCCAACGAGACGGAUACCACGACGACGACCCUGGAGGCGCGGGAUGGCGACCAGGCAAGUAGUAGUCAGCUCGCGGCGAGAUCGUUCUCGCACUACUGGGCCUUCCUGUCUGAUUACAAGAAAUGUGCCAGUGAAGACUUUCAGGUGAAAUACGCCGGCGAGUGUCACAACUACAACUCCAAGUUCAAGAGCGUGCAGUUCGAGAAUCCCUCGGGGUCGUUGUGGUUGGAGAUGGAGAUCUGGCCCAAUCAUCGCUGUAUCAAGGGGAACGGGCGGAAGAUGGUGAUUUAUCCGCUUGAAAUGAGUGAGUGCCAUACGCGGGAUACCUACUCGCUUUUUGGACGGUUUAGAGGCAAGAAAAUUGCGCUGGCGUGGUUGUCAAGUUCGAGCAACCUAUGAGCUUGAUUGAUGGUUUAGCAAGGAGGGCCUGCCGUGACUAUUUCUAUCUUUCUUUCUUUCUUUACUGCUUCCAGUCUGAUGUACAGGUCUUUUCGUGAAUGUCGAG